Messenger RNA from Arthroderma uncinatum, 3681 nucleotides. RefSeq lists its product as uncharacterized. Bases 1 to 3681 code for a protein of 1226 amino acids. The transcript is spliced from 6 exons. Lineage: Eukaryota; Fungi; Ascomycota; Eurotiomycetes; Onygenales; Arthrodermataceae. The record is from RefSeq and is a predicted model, not a curated record.
AUGGAUCCGUCACAGUCGACGUAUGGGCCUCGACAUUCGGCAUUUGGCAGGCCUCGCGAACCUCGAAACUCGUCUCUUCCACCUCGGCAUUGCCCUCCUUCCUCGCUAUCGACGAGCCAUACCCAACAAUCGCCCUUUGACGUGGUAGCAAGCUCACGACGAGAACCGAGCAAUGCAUUUUCACGCCAUCCACCAGCGCCUGCCGCGCCGCCGUCGCUGGGAUACCCAUACUCGCGAGACGUCAUCUCACAUACGCAGCAGCAGCAUCAGCAGCAUGCACACCAUCCGCAUAACAACGGUGCGCCGCGACAGAGAACCGACGCCGCGACACGAGAGCCACGAAUCAAGCAUAGCGCGGAGGAAGGGAAAGGUCAGGCUGGGAUGAAUAUGCGCAGAGAAGCAGUGGACCACGAUGCCCAGGCCUCUCUCCGCCUUCCGCUCCUCCCUUCUUUUUUUUGCCGCCCGCGCUCCGCUGUUCCCCCUUUCGGACUCUUGGCACGGUUCACUCCGGUGGCCCGCCGUCCUCGAUCCUACGAGACAUGUCUCAUCCGUCGCAGCACGACCAGGCUCGCAGGCGGUCUGUGGGAAGCGCUGGCAGCUCGUCUGCUUAUUCAGGUAAGCCUGAAACCGAACGCGACUACCGCUCGCCCCCGUGAAAAAUACCCGCAUCGACGGCCAUUCCCCGACCAAGAACCGCGCUCUCUCGCCCACGAGGAUGGGUCGCAAUUAUUCAUUGGCCAUGGCACUGUCUUUAUACACCCUGAUGCACUGCCUUUUCCUCGUUUCCUGCCCUCGCAUGUCACUUUCGGUCGUGAACACCCAGCUGCAACUGCAUCAACCACCUAUCCUAGCCGUCAGAUGCUUCCUCCGUCCUCCCCGCAGCAUUAUCCUCCUCGGGGCCCAGCGAUCCAGCAUCCUCAGCCGCCGUCGGCGCCUCCUCCGUCCUCCUCGUUCGCGUCCCGGGAACUCGCCAUCACAAGCCAAGCACACAGGCCUGGGAGUAGCAUGUCGAUAUCGUCGAUGCUUGGCUCGGAUACAGAUCGUCUACCGCGAGAGAACAUACCGGGGCCUCUGUACUCGCGACCUUCGGUAACUUCAAUACCUGCCGCCACCGCACCACCACCACCGCCUCCUGCGCAGCCCCCGUCCAUGUCACCACCUUCCGCCCUGACAAGGCAGCCGUCAUCAGAGUACCCUUCCUUUCGCCGGUCCCAUACUCCGGACGGCGGACCUUUCUCGAAACCUCUCACUCCCCGGCCGUAUCGAUCAAGAUCGGGAGGCAGUGCUUCUGGAAAUCCUCCACCGGUCACGGAUGAUUCGCGGUUUGGUGGGCCUCGGCCGGCCUCGAACGCACCUCAACCGCAGUAUAGUGAAAAGCAGCCGUCAGCACCUAGAUCCCCUCGAAACACAUAUCCAGAAUCUUCAUACCAUCAAGACCGACGCAUGAGUCUUGGUGGGCCAAUUCCGCGAGCGAACCCGCAAGGUCACCAGCAGCAUCGAUCAGAGGAGCCACCGUCACGACCGCCCUUGUUCAGCCCACCCGUAAGGCUGGCACCGGGAUUUGUUGAAGGAGCGCAAAAGGAGUCAAAUACUCAGCGGGAACAACAUGGAUAUCCAGGAAAUUUAGAAGCUCCUCCUCCACGGCCAUCGUCGAGGUUUAGUGAUCCCUCCCAGGAUCGACAGGAACAUGGUGGCCGUGAUCAACAACCUUACCGGCAACAUGGUAUUCAGGAACACGCGCACCACCAGCAGCAAUCACAGUCACAGCAACAUCAACAUCAACCUCAUCGAUAUGGACCUCAUGUCUCGGAACACGAAGGUGACAGGUCCCAGCGAGGGCCCUGGGAAUCGAAUUACCAACGUGUAUCUCCAGAAUCAACCCGAUAUAAUGCCGGAGAAACAAACACGGGCUACGGUUUCGGAUCUAUUCAGAAUUAUACAAAAUCGUUAGGCUCCCAAUUAACCGCUCCACGCUCCAUUCCCGGCCAAACACCGCUUCACCCACGACAAGACGCAACCCCUUCAAACGACUCGUCACCGCAUAUCAGCCGUAAUAGACCUCCUACUCAGAACCCUCCUCGCCUGUUUUCGCCAACCCCGGCUUCCACCAGUGCCCAGUCGUUCAACAGCUCGUUUGCGGACGAACAACGUGCCCGCGGAGCUACCGAGGAACCACCUCACCAUAAGAGCGUAUUGAACAUAAAUGCAGAAACUAGACGAGGUGGAAGGGCGUCGCCGCUCCCUCAGGCCGUGCAAGGUGCCCAGGCUCAGAUCAUCGACCCGGCUACCGAGUCAGGUAUAAAGAGUGAAUUGGGCCGUGUGUUCUCCGGCAUUGGCAGCGGCGUGGGAGUAUCUAGCUCGGCAUCCUUGGGAGGAAGCGGACCUUCAACGCCCAUGGCAUCGAGCCCGUUUAAAAAGGAUCAUGGCGGACGAUCAAUGAACCAGGAUUUAAACGGCGAGAAUUCCUUUGGUAAAGGCCCAGGGUCUGCACCAGGCAGUGGCCGACGCGGCCGGAGAGUGAAGGAAGAAGAGGGCAAGGACGAAACUGAAGCAGCUGUCGUUCCGCGUGGUGGAGGUGGAAGGAGAGCACGGCAUGUACACCAUCAUCAUCAUCACGGUCAUCAUCCGGCCCUGGUGAUGCUUCGGCUGCAUCUACAGCAGCGGGUGCCUCACACCAUCACCACCACCAUCACCAUCACCACCAUCAUGGCCCACGCGCAGCACCUGGCAGUGGCAUACCGCAUCAUCACCAUCCAACUCCUCCCGCCGUUCCGUUCUACGCUAUAUGCACCACGCAUUGAAAUGCCGUCUGCUAGAGCACCCCCGGAAUCGUCGAAAUUUGGCUACACCUCGACGCCAAUACCUAUCCCACGGUUUGAUGGAAAGGAAAACUGCACCUUUACCAUCCGUGUUCCUCGAUUCCGGAUCGAUUCCAGCCAUCGUGAGGAGAUCUGUGCCCGCAGAGCUCUGUGGGGGACAGGCGUGUAUACAGACGACUCUGACCCGGUGGCAGCAGCAAUACAUUCUGGGUUCAUCCGCGGUGAAUGGGCCGAGGACGUCGACGUAUCCAUGCUCAAUCUUGAAAUCAAAGACAAUCGCAGAUCCCAGCCGGCAGCCACCACCAAUGGACACGGAUCAGCCGUAGCAAAGCCGGCGUCCUCCAACGGCAACACCCCGUCGGCGAACAGCAACAGCACAAAGUCUGACCCGGCAUCGACGGCACAAUCAGAGACUCCUCAGCAACCACCCGCUGCGUCAACCACCCCUGGAACGUCGGAGUCCAAGCAGCUCCCUCCCGUCCCACCACCAAAAAAGGACCUGCACAUCAAGCUCCUGAUUCUGCCCACCCUCGAACGGUACGAUAGCAGCGUGAUGUACGGUCUCAAGUCGCGUUCGUGGGGCAAGAACCAUGACGGAAUGAGCUUCAAAGUCCUCGAAAUCGAAUGGGUCGACGAAGGCGCUUCCAAGGGCGAGGAGAGAGGCGGAGAGGCCCGCCGUAAGCGACUGCGAAACAUGAUGCGCAGCGGCCGCAUCUGUACGCCCGCUGGCCUGAAGGGCCGGAAGGGAGUAGAACUGCAUCUCUCUUCCAACCGCGACCCCGACCCCGAUACGACCAUGAAGGACGCAGACGAAGCAAGCCCUGCUGUCCCUGCCUCGACCGCCGUGGAACCCGUGUCCUAA